GCGGCCGGUGGGAUCGUCGGGAGGGGAAGCAGGAACUCAGCCCGAGGAGGAGGGAGGAGCGGAGAUCAGCUGAGCCGCAGCAGCCCCGGGAAAUUCUGGCGGAGAGACGGCGGGCAGGCUGUCUUCACCACCAUGGGGUCGAGAAUUGGAGAAGGCUGGGCCAGCACCAUUGCCUCUUUCCGCUCAAGCCCCACAACUUUCCUCUUGACCCACGGCGCCGGUGACACCUUUCUCGCCGAGCUGUUGCGAGAUCUGCGUAAUGAGAAGCUGGGGGAGCAGGUCAAGGUGUCCAUGCUGACGCUCCUCCUGGAAUACCCCGCUCUGCUGUGCCCCGACGCCGAGGCGGGCCGGGCGGCGUCGGCGUCUCUGCUCUCGCUCUUUGCCCAGGCGGGGCCCCGGCAGGCGGGCCUGCGGUGCCAGCUGCUGUUUGCCGCGGCGACGGUCCUGGUGGCCCUGGACGCCUUUGGGGAAGGCUGCCCGGCCUCCCGCGAGUUCCUCUCCCUCCUGCUCCACCUGGCUGCGGACCUCAACGACCGGCACGGGGGCCCGGCGGAGCGGCCCGUCCGGGCGGCCGCCUGCGAGUGCCUGCGGGAGCUGGAGCUCUGCUACCCGGGCCUGCUCUCCCGGCGCCUAGAGAUCCUGCGCUCCCUCCAGCAGCAGGAGGCCUCCCCGGCCCACCAGGCCUACACCCUCCUCUACAGCCUGGCCCUGCGCAACGCCAUCUUGCUCCUGGCCCAGCGGGGGCCCGGCUCCUUGGGGGAGCUGCUGGCCGGCAGCGAGGGCCUGGUGUGGGAGGCCACGCGGCGGCCCCCGGCGCUCUCGCCCGCCGCCUUCGAGCGGCUGCUGCUGCGGCCCCCGCCGGGCGAGCUCAAGGAGCUGAAGUCGGUGGUCUCGGCCCUGCUGGAGAGCUCCUACGCCCUCUCCCCGGCGGCCCAGGGCCACCUCCUGGGCCACCUGGCCCAGGCCGUGAGCGUGGUCCGCACCCAGUCGCCAGCCCUCUUCAAGGCCCAGCUGGUGCGCCUCUUCGGCCUGGCCGACGUGGCCUUCCUGCACGCCAUCCUGCAGCUCAAGGCCCUCUUCACCGACAGCCUCUUCACCGCCGAGGACGAGGCCUUCCUCCUCCGCCGGCUGGUGGGCCUGGCCCAGCACCCGGCCGUGCCCGCCCCGGUGAGGCUCUUCCACCUGGACUGCCUCCUCCACUUCCCCGAGAACCGGCCGCUGGGCGCCGGCGCCGAGGAGGCCCUGCCGGUGCUCCUCACCCCCCGGGCCACCUCGGGCCUCUUCCCCGGCCUCUUCCAGGACCAGGGGACGGUCUUGGCCCGGCUCAACUUCCUGUGCCUGGUGUGCGUGGAGAGUGAGGGCCCGGCCGCCGAGCGAGGGGCCGGCUACCUCCUGGACCACGUGCUGGCCCUCGGGGGGCUGGUGGCCGGGCGGGGCGGGCCGGAGGCCACCCGGCUCUUUUUCCGCGCGGCGUUCCUCUUUGCCCGGUACUUCGGGGCACGGACGCAGCCCAUGGCCGAGCUGACCCGGUGCCUGUUGGGCCUCUACCGCCGGGACGGUGCCUUGGCGCCGCACGUGAUCAACCUGUUGGACGAGGCCUGGGCGGCCCUGGAGGACCCCAGCUGGGCCGCCGCCCUGGCCCGCGCCUUGCAAGAGCUGAUUGUGGGCUCCCCGCUCCGAGCGGAGGAGCUGAGCUGGCACCUGAAGGUCUUGGCCCGCUUGGCCAAGGAGAAGGACCUCUCCCAAGGGAGCACCUUGAGGUUCCUGGGGCGCCUGGUGGCCUCGGGCCAGCUCGGGGACUGGCGCUCGGGGCAGACCCUUCUGAGCGUCUGCCGGAACCUGAUGCGGCUCUGCCCCCUGCCGGCUUCGGCCCCCUUGAUGGACCUGCUGCAGGCCGUCUCUCGGGGCCACGCCGACAUGGACGUCCGGGACCAGGCACGCUUCUACUACACCCUGCUGGCCAACCUCUCCGAGGAGAAGCUCCGGGCCGUGCUGGCCCCCGGGGGCCCCGUCAAGGCCCGGACGCUCUCCUCCUCCGUCGUGGCCGACAGCGAGAGCUUUGUGGCCGCCCUGAGUGUGCACCCGGCGGCGUGCGGCCCCCUGAGGCUGCAGCGGGUCCCGGCCGGCGGCCAUGUGCCGGCGGCCCCCUCCGCCGAGCCGAGCGUGGAGGGCUACUGCCGCUGGCUGUUGGAGCCGCGGCCCCCCUCGCCGCUCUGCCUGACCUACCGGCUGCUCCACACCGGCCCCCCCGGCCCCCCCUACGACCUCCUGCUCUGCGUGGUGCUUCGUUUCGUCUGCUCCGACGCUCACUACGAACCAGUGCCGGAGAUGUGCGUGCCUUGCCUCUCCGCCGGCCGCCCCCCGCCCACGCUGACCCUGGCGAUCCGGCCGCGCUGCCCGUAUCCCACCCGGCUCGACGUCUCCGCCCUGUACACGACCCGGGAGGGCCUCACCCGUUGCAGCCAGAUGGAGCCCCUGGAGGUGGCUUUCUCCGACCUCUUCGUGCCCCUGGCUGUGCCGGCUUGGCCUUCGGAGCGGCUGGGCCAGCUCUUUCGUGCCCUCUGGCACCGGCUUGACCCCGGCGGCAACCGAAUGUGUGCCGAGAGCCUGGUCUGCUGGCCGGUGGCCCCCCCGGCCCUGGGAGGCCUGGUCCAAGGCCACCUGGCCAGGUACGUCCUGGCAGAACAGCCGGGCUCCUACAACAUCGGCAUGGCCCUGCCACCCGGGUACCACAUCCUACUGGCGGUGCAGAGCAUGGAAGACACCGCCCGGGUGGCGAUCCGCACGGACAACUGGAAAUUGUUGCCGUCGCUCAGCACCUACUUGCAGGGUCUCGUGGGGGCCAGGUGAGGGGGUGUCUGCCUGCCGGGGGUCGGACUCACGGGGGGACGCGUUUGGGAAAGGUCUUGGUCACGCUGAAAUAAAACCUUUGGCAAGUCACUGGCAGCCGGUUGGAUGGACAAGAGAUUUUGUGGGGUAAGCCACCUCAUGGCACAGCGGGGGAAAUGACCAGCCGAGAGGGCAAGAGGUUGCCGGUUGGAAUCCCCGCUGGUAUGUUUCUCGGACUAUGGGAAAGUCCUGUAUUGGGCAGCAGCGAUACAGGAAGAUGCUGAAAGGUGUCGUCUCAUACUGUGCGGGAGGAGGCAAUGGUCAGCCCCUCCUGUAUCCUACCAAAGACAACCACGGGGCUCUGUUGUGGCCAGGAGUCAACACCAACUCAAUGGCACAACUUUACCUUUAAGCCAUAGGGGUUGUAGAGGCUGAGGUUCCCAGUGUUACACAAAGUUUUCAUGGUGUGUGAUGGCUCACUUUACAUUGUGGCUGGUUUCCUCCCAAAGGGCACAGAGGUGCACGGUAGUGUGGAAGAAAUGGCCCGAUCCAUGGGGCAGCCCCCUAGAUGCGAGCCCAUGACAACUCCCAUACUGUGCCAGAGAUGGUAUUUUAACUUAGGGGGCCUUCUGGCCAAAUGCUUCUGAGUGUCUGGGCUUUUCAGGCUCUUAUGAUGAUGAUGAUGAUGAUGAUGAUGAUGAUGAUGAUGAUGAUUUUCUAUUAGGGAAAACUUGCAUAUUCACAGAAGUACAAUAAAUCUUACAAGAAGAAGAAAAAUAUUCCUACAUAGAGAGGAGAGCUGGUCUUGUGGUAGCAGGUAUGACUUGUCCCCCUUAGCUAAGCAGGGUCUGCCCUGGUUGCAUAUGAAUGGGAGACUUGAUGUGUAAGCACCCAAAGAUAUUCCUCUUAGGGGAUGGAGCCACUCUGGGAAGAGCAUCUAGGUACCAAGUUCCCUCCCUGGCAGGAUCUCCAAAUCAGGGCUGAGAGAGACUCCUGCCUGCAACCUUGGAGAAGCUGCUGCCAGUCUGGGUAGACAGUACUGAGCUAGAUAGACCAAUGGUCUGACUCAGUAUAUGGCAGUUUCCUAUGUUCCUAGUUGCCAUAAGUAGUAGUAGUAAAUUUAUUACGGUCCUUAGACCAGCUUAACAUUUAAAAUAAUACAAUUAUAAAUUACAAAAUAUUCAGAUUGCUAAUACAAGCUCUACGAAGCUUUCGAGUUGCCAUAAAGAGAUACCGCCCAGAGACACGAGUUGGGGCGGUAUAAAAGUGUAAUCAAUAAAUAAAAAUAAUAAAUAAAAUAUCAGUACCUUCAGAAGAAGAAGGGAAACACACACACACGUAGAGGAGAAAAUAAUGAAAACGGUUGUAUAUUGUCCUGAAAGCGAAUAUUCCAGUAUUUAAUAAAUAAACUCCAUUCUCCCCUAAA
This is a messenger RNA of Hemicordylus capensis (graceful crag lizard), 4255 nucleotides long. It is a transcript of the gene AP5B1, whose product is annotated as adaptor related protein complex 5 subunit beta 1. Gene Ontology annotation, biological process: endosomal transport. The record is from RefSeq and is a predicted model, not a curated record. The transcript has 3 exons. Lineage: Eukaryota; Metazoa; Chordata; Lepidosauria; Squamata; Cordylidae. Gene Ontology annotation, cellular component: AP-type membrane coat adaptor complex; lysosomal membrane. The coding region runs from base 133 to 2850 and encodes 905 amino acids.